AGUAAGCAAGCAGUUGGGUGAGUCUGCACCUUUGAGUCUCACUUGAGCAAUCUCUCUCUCCCUCCCUCUUUAUAUCAUAAUAAUCUCUCACAAAAUCAGAUCUAAACAUCCUGCAUUUGAAUUCCAACACUACAACGACAUUCACUUUGAUCUUCAAUUUGUGCGUAAACUUUGAUUAAGGAUGGCUUUGAGACAACCUGGUUUAAUCGCUUUAUUUGAUGUAGAUGGCACUCUUACUGCUCCAAGGAAGGGGGUUACUCCAACGAUGUUGAAAUUCAUGCAGGAAUUGCGUAAGGUUGUUAACGUUGGCGUUGUUGGAGGAUCUGAUCUUGUUAAGAUCUCCGAACAGCUAGGGUCAACAGUUAUAAAUGACUAUGAUUAUGUGUUUGCUGAGAACGGCCUUGUGGCCUACAAGGAUGGAAAAUUAGUUGGAACACAGAGCCUAAAGACAUACCUAGGGGAGGAAAAGAUCAAGGACUUUGUCAAUUUUACCCUUCAUUACAUUGCUGACUUAGAUAUCCCAAUAAAAAGGGGGACCUUUAUUGAGUUUCGAAGUGGGAUGAUUAACGUUUCACCAAUCGGGCGAAACUGCAGCCAAGAAGAAAGAGAUGAAUUUGAGAGAUAUGAUAAGGUUCAUAAUAUACGCUCGAAAAUGGUGGAAGUCCUUCGAGAAAAAUUUGCUCAUCUUAACCUUACGUUCUCCAUUGGUGGCCAAAUUAGCUUUGACGCGUUCCCCAAAGGUUGGGACAAAACUUAUUGUUUGAAAUACUUGGAAGAAUUUCAAGAAAUUCACUUCUUUGGAGAUAAGACUUACAAGGGUGGAAAUGAUCAUGAGAUUUAUGAAUCCGAACGAACUGUUGGCCACACAGUUACGAGCCCCGAUGAUACUCUGAGCCAGUGUGCUACUCUGUUCCUCCACAAGCAAGACUGAGAUACCCGACUCAAUUUUGCUUUAGGAUUUCCCGCACCGUAAGGUUUGGGAAGAAAGUCAUUGUAUGCAAUAUUUUUACUUUAUAUAUGCAUAGAGACCAGUUAUUUUGGUUUUGGUAAUUAUAUAAAUUUUGAAUAAAAUGAAUGCACCUAUAUCGCAUUUCAAGUAGACAAGAGUUUUAUGGGAAGAAACAUGUAUCUUAUAAGAGACUUGCAUCAUUUAGCCAACGUUUUCAUUCAUUUAA
Helianthus annuus (common sunflower) is the source of this 1175-nucleotide messenger RNA. RefSeq names its product phosphomannomutase. The coding region runs from base 182 to 931 and encodes 249 amino acids. Lineage: Eukaryota; Viridiplantae; Streptophyta; Magnoliopsida; Asterales; Asteraceae. Gene Ontology annotation, biological process: GDP-mannose biosynthetic process; mannose metabolic process; protein N-linked glycosylation. The transcript has 12 exons. Gene Ontology annotation, cellular component: cytosol. The record is from RefSeq and is a predicted model, not a curated record. Gene Ontology annotation, molecular function: phosphomannomutase activity.